AUGGACGCUGUCGCUUUGCUCGACGUCGAAAUGGUUCAGUUUGCUAUCGACACGAAUGGCACCACCUCAGUGUGGCGCAACAACGUACUGGAUAAAGACUGGACUUUCUUUGGUUGGGUCAUGCUGCACGAGUGGGCACUCGGCCUCCGCGAAGUCGUUUCGUUCCAAGGCGACACGCGCUCCUUCACGCUGCUGUCCGAGCGUGCCGAGCCCCUGCCGUUCGCAGCGCGCGGCCUUGAAGUUCUGACGCCCACCGCCACGUACGUGUACUAUGUCGUGCUCACGACCACGAGCUGGCUGCUGUUCGUCGCGCUCUUGACGCUACUGUAUUUUGCACGAAGUGGCCACCGACACAAGAAUGUCCUGGCCCUGUGGCAUCUGAACUGUGUCGCAGGGCCCGUCUGGCUCGGGCGACCGAUCCUUCUUCUGCGCGCCGCCGUCGCAACGACCGUCCUCAGCACCGCGCGGAUCCUUUUUGAAUCUCAACCGCUCGGCAGAUUUGUGUUUGCACCGCGCGACCUUGGGGCCGUUGUCGUGCUCGCUGGCGAGGCGACGUGGGGUACCAUUGUGGUGGCGGACGUCCUGCUUGUGCUGCCGUCCGCGCCGAUAUGGUCGGGUCCCUUGAGUACGGCGCUCGUAUGGAGUACCCUCGUGCUUCUCGAAGUGCUUUCGCCAAUUCGCCUGACCGCGACGCUUCACCGCGAGUGCUCGCGCGUCAACGUUCUCUCGUACCUUCGGCUCUCGUAUGUGAACCUCGCCAACGACUUUUGGUGGGCGACCUUCAACACGACGGGCACGCAGACGUUCAUCGCCAACUGGUUUAACCGACAUGUGCAGGUGACGCCAGUGCUGUCAUCUACGCGCUUGGACACGAUGGCGUUUGCCGACAUGACGUCGUAUGCGUCGAAUAGCAUGCCGCGUGUCGUCUUUUCGCCGCUGUAUGCCCAUCGCGUCCAGUACGAAACCGGUGAGACCCUACCCCGCGUGAUCCAAGGGCUUCGGUCCAUGGACGGCUGCGACGCGCCGUGGAUUGCAACCGCCUACUGCCUGCUAGACUUGGAAAGACGCGUUGAAAUGGCCGUGACAUCUGCCCGCCAAGAACGCUGCGCCUUGAAGCAGACGAGAAAUGCCGCCGUGUACCUUGAAGCCCUCUUGCGCAAUGUGCAGUGGGACCGGUUUCAUUCGUGCUGGGGAACGGCGUUCGAGACGGGCAUUGCAAUGGACGCUGUCUCGCUGCUGCCCAACGGCCACCGCUGGCUGGCGUCCCUUCCGCUCAACGCGCGGUCCGUCCAGAGCGAAGUUGAUCUCUGGACAAAAGAAUACGACCUCGCGCUCUACUUGCCCCAGUGGCAAAACUACAAGGAACUCGGCCUCACGGACGUCUUCUCGGUCGAGAACGCGUUUGGUAUUCGCUACGACUUGACGUUGCAGUCGACGCAAGCCACAUAUCGCCUCGCGGCUGCGACGUCGCGCAAGAUGUACUGGUCGUUCGCAAGCGACCUUGACGCGAUUACUGGCAACAGCAGUGGGCUCGCAGGCCUGUCGCUCCUGCGGUCGAGUCCUCGGUUUGCGUUUCAGAACCUCUCGGCCACGGCGGUAUAUACGCGGAAUGGCUCGGUCUUGCAAGCCCCUCUGCGAGCUGCGUACGUUGUCUUUGAAUCCCAUAUCGGUCCGUUUGGGAGUGUCGAUCUCUACCAUGUUGCGCCGCCGCAGUCCCUCUUGACCUUGCAGCGCGAUGUUCGCGAGGCACUCGCGGUGGCGCUCACGACGACAUCAAGUAGUUCGUCCUCGGCGUUUCCCACGCAAGAGAGCUACAAGGCACUCGUGCUUCUCAACUCGCUCAGUCCCGUGCCCUUGUCACUUGACCGGGCGACCUAUCGCUGCGCCGGUGGCAACCCCUUUUGCAACGACCUCGCGUUUGACUCGAACUUUACAAAUGGCAUGUCGCAGUUUACGGGCGUCCACGCAACAUGCAACACGGCGUUUAACGAAUGGAUCUUUGUCUCGAGUGCCCAAGCCAUCUUUGCAGUGCUGUCGUCGGGCCUAACUGCCAACACCAUUCCCAUGGCGUGUGCCCCCGAGGCGAUUGCACCGGCUGACUGCGUCGCGAGCCUCCGCAGUGUACAUGCGUUUACGUCCACGUACCUUCCAUCUACGUCUCGAGACCGCGCACACGACGUCGAGCGCGACGUUCUCUCGCUGCACGUUGGUACCAUGCAGUACGCCCAGCAUGUGCCAACCCAGUCGCUCACGCUCUUUUUCGAACCGCUGUUUGAAUCGCUCGACAUGCAUUACAUGAGCUGGGCGCUCGCAUACGACUGGGCCGUCGGGACUCGCGAAGCCCUUGUCGUUACUGGCGACGUCGACUCGCUAACGAUCCUUACGGCGCAGUCCAAGCCAGCCACGUUUUCAGCCAGUGCGAUCGAGCUGCCUUUGAACGCCGCCCACUAUGUACGCGGCUUUUGCCAGUACAUUUCUCUCGUCCUCGUCGUACUGGCCAUCGUCAUUAGUCUCUACACGGUCUCGACCAUGGGCGCGAGCGAAGGCUGGAACCUCUUGGAAAUCAACCGCGUCGGUGGCAUGGUCUGGAUCGGCCGCCCGCUUCUGCUCGUGCGAAGCGUCUCGGCGCUUUGCAUUCUGUCGACGGCGACGCUCGAGCUUGUAGCGUAUGGCGACGCGACGGUCCUCGUCACCUCACGCAGCGACGUCGCGGCGCCGAUGGCUUUUCUCACCAGGGUCCUUGCCGCAAGUGAGCUGGGCUGGCUUGUCUACAUCUACAAUGACAUUGCGAUGGUCAUCACGCGUCAGUACUCGGCCAGCUACACGAUCAAGGCGGCGCUGCUUUGCAUGCUUCUGGCCGUUUUGCUGAGCGUCUUGUCACCGGUAGUGCACAGCGUGACCAUCGAUCGCGAUUGCGUCUUUGUGUCGAUGGAUCUCUUGAUGGAGUGCCACAGCGGCGUCGUCACGAUUGGUUCAUUCACGCGUCUUGUAACGCUGUCUGUCACUGCCGUCGGCGUCUCAACGGCCAUGUUCGUGCUGGACCGCGCGCGAUUUCGCCUCCCGCCGCCUCUCGAGAGGGACUCGUACUUGCUUACCUCCGGUGCAAGGUACCUCUUUGAGAAGGAGAGAUGGGUCGUCAAUGGAAUCUACUAUCUCGACUAUGCAUCGGCAGCGCUCUCGGGCCUCCUCGUUCUACCCUACAAGAAAACGCGUUAUAUCUUUGACAUCAAGACGUGGCGAGUGAUCGUGCUCACGGACGACGAGGUCGCACGUGUGACCAACGACGGCGAAAACGUCUCGCAUCGACUCCAACAUACACUGCCCCUCAUCAAGUAA
This is a messenger RNA of Saprolegnia parasitica CBS 223.65, 3336 nucleotides long. RefSeq lists its product as hypothetical. The transcript is spliced from 2 exons. The record is from RefSeq and is a predicted model, not a curated record. NCBI's taxonomy places the organism in Eukaryota, Oomycota, Saprolegniomycetes, Saprolegniales, Saprolegniaceae. The coding region runs from base 1 to 3336 and encodes 1111 amino acids.